Messenger RNA from Fusarium keratoplasticum, 1095 nucleotides. RefSeq names its product PKS-ER domain-containing protein. Lineage: Eukaryota; Fungi; Ascomycota; Sordariomycetes; Hypocreales; Nectriaceae. The coding region runs from base 1 to 1095 and encodes 364 amino acids. The record is from RefSeq and is a predicted model, not a curated record. Gene Ontology annotation, molecular function: oxidoreductase activity. The transcript has 3 exons.
AUGGCUUCCCUCGAGGUUCCCGCUCAGCAGCGUGCUGCCAUCCGCCAAGGCGUCGGCCCCGAGUCAACCACCUCCAUUGAGACAAUUGAAGUCCCCAAGCCUGGCCCCGGCCAGAUUUUGGUCAAGGUCAACUGGUCUGGUCUCUGUGGCUCAGACAAGUCUCUCCUGCACAACGAGUGGAAGGACUUUGGCCUCAGCAUGAUGGACGUUACCAAGGGCAUUGCCGGCCACGAGGGUGCUGGUCCCGUCGUUGCUGUCGGUGAGGGUAUGGAGACGCGGUGGAAUGUUGGUGACCGCGCUGGUGUCAAGUGGAUUGCCAGCACCUGCGGCGAGUGCGAGUUCUGCCUCAACGGUGUCGAUGAGGUGCACUGCCCCAAUCAGACAAACAGUGGUUUCUCUGUUCCUGGAACAUUCCAGGAGUACGUCAUCGCAGAUGGCCGAUACACUACCAAGCUCCCUGAUGGUGUCCUCGAUGAGGAGGCUGGUCCCAUCAUGUGUGGAGGUGUCACAGCUUACAGCGCCUGCAAGCGCUCUAAUGUCAAGCCUGGCCAGUGGAUUGUGCUUCCCGGCGCUGGCGGUGGUCUCGGCCACUUUGCCGUCCAAUAUGCCAAGGCCAUGGGCAUGCGAGUCAUCGCCAUCGACGGCGGAGAUCACAAGCGCGAGCUGUGCAUGAAGCUCGGUGCUGAGGUCUUUAUUGACUUCAAGGAGACCAAGGACAUCACAGCCGAGAUCAUGAAGAUCACAAAGUAUGGAGCCCACGGCGUCAUCGUCACAGCCGCCACUCGGGCAGCCUAUGAGUCUGCUCCUGGAUUCCUCCGCCCUAACGGUACCGUCGUGGCUGUCGGUCUUCCUCAGGACAGCACCAUCAUUGCUGGCUGUGCCCCCAUGACUAUGGUUCUUCGACGGUUGAACGUUGUCGGAAGUGUCGUUGGCAACCUAAAGGACGUUGAAGAGGCUCUCGACUUUACCGCCCGAGGCCUCGUCCGCCCUAUUCUAUCAAAGGGCAAGCUUGAGGACCUCGAUGAAUGGGUCCACAAGCUGGCCACUGGUCAAGUUGCCGGACGCUGUGUACUUGAAGUCACCGCCCAGGCUUAA